Molecule: messenger RNA, 1856 nt
Organism: Lathyrus oleraceus (garden pea)
Lineage: Eukaryota; Viridiplantae; Streptophyta; Magnoliopsida; Fabales; Fabaceae
Product: F-box protein At2g27310
Exons: 1
Coding region: 462-1445 (327 amino acids)
Molecular function (GO): protein binding
Source: RefSeq, a predicted model, not a curated record
UUCUAUCGGUCAAUAUCAUAAAUCAUUAUUCAAGCAAAUACAGUUAAUGUUUAUCCAUUAACUAAUUAUACAAAAAAAAACGAAACUUAUCUUAGAUGAUUCCAAAUUCCCAAUCAAAGCAAACGUUGAAUACUAUUAUAGAGACAACGGGAUUACACCAACAUCAUUACCACUAAUGAACAUCCAAUCUUGACUUUUUACUCCAUUAACCCUCAACUUGUAUUGCCAUUUGCCACAAACACGCAAAUCACAUGUCCCUCUCCUAAUCACUCUUCCUACUUCUCACCAUAUUAUAUAUUCCUCAAUUUCAAAAUAUUAAUAAAUUAAUAAAUUAUUUAUCUUGCUAUAUAAAAACCCACCACUCCUUCCCCUCUCCACACUUUCAUUUCUCAUUUCUCUUUUCUCUCUAUAAUCUUUCUCUUCCUAAAACCCUUCAAAAACAACCACAAACUCUCACUUCAAUGGAUUCUUCUCAUUCAACUAAUUCACCCAUCACCACCAUCCAUUCAGACAUAAUCCAAUCUCUCAUCCUUUCCCGACUGGACGGCACAUCUCUCACUUCUGCCGCCUCCACCGCUUCCCACCUCAACCGUCUCUGCACCGAACACCACCUCUGGCAAAAAAUCUCCACCGCCACGUGGCCUUCUCUUAAUGAUCCUAUCGCCAAGUCACUCAUCUCCACCUUUCCAUCAUCCCACCGUUCAAUUUUCUCUGACUCAUUCCCCUCCGUCGAUUACUCCUCUUCCUGUGCCUCUCCUUCAAUCUCAACUGUAUCAUCAUCAUCCCUUACGAGAGAAUUAAUCUCCGCUGUAGAUUUAUACUACAAGGGCAAACCUGUCUUUUCGAAAAUCCUACGCACGGACACUCAUAAAGGAUGGUUCUUAUGUUCACCUCUAUGGAUUGAAAUUCUCGAGCCGAACGAAGUUAUUCAGACUUCUAUAAAAUUCGAGCAAAACGACGUCGUGGAGUGGCUUGAAGAAAAUCUAACGUUAAGCUGGAUUAUGAUUGAACCGACACGUAAGCGUUCGGUGAACUUAUCUAGCCGGUUACCGGUAACAGUGAGACGUCACUGGCUGACGGGGGAGCUUGAGGUUUUAUACGCUGUGGUUAUGGGAUUAGUGCAGUGCACGAUAAAGGUCACGUGCUGUGGGAAACCUGGGGGAGAGAUGCACGUGAGGGAGGUGAGUUUUAGUAUGGAGGAUAUGGAUGGAAGACACAUGGUUGGGAGGGAUAGUUUGGUAAUUUUGCAAGGGGCGAUGGAAAAGGGUGAGAGGAAGAAGGUGGAUGUUGAGGAAUCGAAGAAAAGGUUUGAGAAAUUCUAUUUGAUGAAGAGAGAGAGGAGAGAGAGGAGGUUGAGGAGAGAGAAAGCGAUGGAUAUGUUUAUUAUGUUGGUCGCUAUCGUCAUUUUUGCUUUUCUUUUUCGGUUUGUGAGGUUUUGGGUUUGAGUUUGACCCAAAUUAAGUUCACUUUUAUUUUAUUUUAUUUUUUUUCUUUGUUGUACAGGUACGGUUGGAAUAUUAUGAAGCAUAAAAUUUUAUAAAGUUAACAUAGAAAGUAAAAAAAGGAAGUGUUGUAAGAGAAAGGGAACAGCUUACAACAGAACAAUAUACGUGUAUGUAUUACAAAUUAAAGUUUGUUGAUUCAUUUCUUCUUUUCAUUGGUAUAUCAUGUUUAAACAAAAUUAAAAGUAAUAUAUGGUAAAAGAGACAUUGGUCAAUUCGAUAAUUUAGUUUGGAAGUGGAAAUGUUCAUCGGAAUAAUGUGUUGGAUAUCAAUAUGGUUGUGUGGGAAUGAGACGAUUGUGAUGUAAUAUUAGUUGUAUCUAUUCAAAAUAGAUUUUGGAGGUUAUUUUUCUCA